GGUGACAGAGGCAAAUUUUCCCCGUGCGAAAAUCACGUCGAAGGACGUCAUCGCUCUACACGCCACUCGCGGAACCCAGCGCGUGCACCCCACGCCACUCAUCCGACGCCGCAGGCGAUUCCCGGGACCAAACCACGCAGCCGUCGUCGGAUGGAGAUCACGUGGCUCCACAGAGCGUGAGAAUCUGGCACCGAGAAUCGGAAUCGGGAGAGGUUUUUCUAGACCAACCAAUUCACUUCCUAUAUAUAACCGAAGUAAAAAAAGGCAGUCGAGAUUAAUGUCCGAAAGAAGUUGGAGAAAAACCCGUUUGGCCAAUUACCCCCCCAGCCCCGAAGAACCAAUUCUCUCUCUCCUCGUCCUCCUUCCCACCAUUGCCACCACCUCGCUCCGCCGCCUCCACCGGCCGUACGAAGCCAAACCCAAAUCCCAGCCCCACCACCACCACCACCUCGAGGGGGCUUGAAGAAAGGCCAAAAAACUUGCAAUUUCCGAGCUUCAAUCGUCGCCUUAUUGAUAGUGGUCUCCACAUUCACAUACUUAUAAAGAACCCACCUUCUCAAUUGGGACCCUCGCCGUCACCCAAGAAUCCCAAUAUCCACCUUUUGCGAAAUUUGCCAGAAUCGUUCGGGAAAACUGGUCGGCUUGAUCUCGGCUUCUCCUUGUUUCUCUUCUUCUCUGGUCCGCUAGUUUGGCCAUGGCGGACAUAGUGAAACAGAUUCUCGCUAGGCCGAUCCAAUUGGCCGAUCAGGUGACCAAGACGGCCGACGACGUCCACGUGUCGUUCAAGCCGGACUGCGCCGAGAUUAAGGCCAAGACGGAGAAGCUGGCCGCGCUCCUCCGCCAGGCGGCCCGCGCCAGCAACGACCUCUACGAGCGCCCCACGCGCCGGAUCGUUGCCGACACCGAGCAGGUCCUCGAGAAGGCCCUCGCCCUCGUGGUCAAGUGCCGCGGCAACAGCCUGAUGAAGCGCGUUUUCACCAUCAUCCCCGCCGCCGCGUUCCGGAAGACCUCCAUGCAGCUGGAGAACUCGAUCGGCGACGUCUCUUGGCUCCUGCGGGUGUCGGCCUCCGCGGACGACCGGGACGACGAGUACCUGGGCCUCCCGCCGAUAGCCUCUAACGAACCCAUCCUGUGUCUAAUAUGGGAGCAAAUCGCGAUCCUCUACACGGGGUCGGUAGAGGACAGGUCAGACGCGGCCGCCUCAUUGGUCUCGCUGGCCCGGGACAACGACCGGUACGGGAAGCUGAUCAUCGAGGAAGGCGGGGUGCCGCCGCUGCUGAAGCUGGCGAAGGAAGGGCGAUUGGAAGGGCAGGAGAAUGCGGCCAGGGCGAUAGGGCUGCUGGGGCGGGACCCGGAGAGCGUGGAGCAAAUUGUGAACGCGGGCGUGUGCUCGGUGUUUGCCAAGAUCCUCAAGGAAGGCCGCAUGAAGGUCCAGGUGGUGGUGGCGUGGGCGGUGUCGGAGCUGGCGGCGAACCACCCGAAAUGCCAGGACCAUUUCGCCCAGAACAACGUGAUCAGGUUGCUGGUGAGCCAUCUAGCGUUCGAGACCGUACAAGAACAUAGCAAGUAUGCAAUUGCAAGCAAACAGAAGAUGUCGAUACAUUCAGUGUUGAUGGCAAGUAACAGCAGCAAUAACUGUGAUGCGCAUGGACAUGAAGUUGAUCACGACAAGCAAGCUGUGGUCGGCCACAUGGCUCAUCCAAUGGGCAAUGAAACCCCAAGCCAAAUGCAGAAUGUGGUGGCAAACACCCUGGCCAUGAAGCACCAAACAUCCUCCUCACACUCCAAGCCACCCACCUCGACGCAGAGCCACGCCUCAAAUCACCAUCCCAACAAUGGUAAGACCGCCCAGCACGGCGCUAAGCAGCCGCACCACCACCACCAGCCCCAGCACGUGGCGCUGGCCGGGAGUAGCAUCAAGGGCCGAGAGUUCGAAGACCCCGAGACCAAGGCCCAGAUGAAGGCGAUGGCGGCUCGGGCCCUUUGGCAGCUCUCCAAGGGGAAUGUCGGGAUUUGCCGGAGCAUCACAGAGUCGAGAGCGCUCCUCUGCUUCGCCAUUUUGCUCGAGAAGGGCCCCGAGGACGUGCAGUCCUUCUCGGCAAUGGCGCUGAUGGAGAUCGCCGACGUAGCCGAGCAGAACUCGGAGCUGAGGCGCUCCGCCUUCAAGCCGACUUCCCCGGCCGCCAGGGCGGUCGUGGACCAAUUGCUGAAGGUGAUCGAGAAGGGGGAAUCGCACCUCUUGCUGACUUGCAUCAAGGCGAUCGGCAGCCUGGCGAGGACGUUCCGAGCGACGGAGACGAGGAUCAUCGGCCCGUUGGUGAAGUUGCUCGACGAGAGAGAGCCCGAGGUGUCGAUGGAGUCCACCAUCGCGCUGAACAAGUUCGCGUGCACGGACAACUUCCUCCACGUCAAUCACUGCAAGGCCAUAAUCGGCGCGGGCGGCGUCAAGCACUUGAUUCAGCUCGUCUACUUCGGGGAACAGAUGGUCCAAAUCCCGGCGUUGAUACUGCUAUGCUACAUCGCGCUACACGUCCCCGACAGCGAGACGCUGGCGCAGGAGGAGGUGCUCAUAGUCCUAGAGUGGUCGACGAAGCAGGCGCACCUAAACGAGGAGUUCACGAUCAACGACCUGUUGCCGGAGGCCAAGAGCCGGCUCGAGCUCUAUCAGUCCAGGGGUUCGAGGGGAUUCCACUGAUCCGAUCGGGAGCUGUAAUCGACAAAUGAAAAUGCUUAGAGAUUAGAACGAUUGGGCGGAGAGAAAUUUUGGUUUAGUUUGUCUCUGCUGCGAUCCACAUUAAAUGUAAAUAAAAUAGAAUCGUCACAUUCAAUCACUACCC
Messenger RNA from Rhodamnia argentea, 2837 nucleotides. RefSeq lists its product as uncharacterized. The record is from RefSeq and is a predicted model, not a curated record. The transcript has a single exon. NCBI's taxonomy places the organism in Eukaryota, Viridiplantae, Streptophyta, Magnoliopsida, Myrtales, Myrtaceae. Bases 695 to 2695 code for a protein of 666 amino acids. Gene Ontology annotation, molecular function: protein binding. Gene Ontology annotation, biological process: cell surface receptor signaling pathway.